AUGGCGUCGCUGCUGCGCCACACCCUCGCGCCCGCGACGACGCUGGAGCGAGUCGAGCUGAACUUGGAGUGGGUGUUCUGUUUGCAGCAGACCCUGGAGCUCACCCCCCCGCUGCACCGCCUCUUCACGCAGCUUGUCGAUGGCAUGGUGGCCGCGCUGUCGGAGCUCCAGCAGGGGAACGCUCCGCCGAGCCUGGCCGCCGCCGCCGUGGACGCCAG
Messenger RNA from Prorocentrum cordatum, 218 nucleotides. NCBI's taxonomy places the organism in Eukaryota, Dinophyceae, Prorocentrales, Prorocentraceae. The record is from the annotation of a GenBank genome assembly.